GCGAUGUGGGCUGUGGGCUUCUGGCGCGCGGCGGCCUCGGCGGCCCCCCGCGGACGCCGCGCACACUCGGCGCUGGCACAGCUGAGCGGCAUCCUGGAGGCGGAGCUGGAGGGGAUCCGCGGGUCUGGGUUGUGGAAGGAUGAGCGGGUCAUCGCCUCCCCGCAGGGCUCGCACAUCCACGUGGACGGCAUCCCCGGAGGAAUCCUCAACUUCUGUGCCAACAAUUACCUGGGCCUGAGCAGCCACCCCGAGGUGAUCCAGGCAGGUGUGCAGGCUCUCAAGGACUUUGGAUCUGGCCUUAGCUCUACUCGCUUCAUCUGUGGGACUCAGACCAUCCACAAGAAUCUAGAAGCCAAGUUAGCCCGCUUUCACAAGCGGGAGGCAGCCAUCCUUUUCCCCAGCUGUUUUGAUGCCAAUGCCGGUUUCUUUGAGGCUCUGCUGACCCCCGAGGAUGCAGUCCUGUCAGACGAGCUGAACCAUGCCUCCAUCAUCGAUGGCAUUCGAUUGUGCAAGGCCCACAAGUAUCGGUACCGCCACCUGGACAUGGCUGAUCUGGAAGUCAAGCUCCAGGAGGCCCAGAAGCACCGGCUACGCCUGGUGGCCACCGACGGAGUGUUCUCCAUGGAUGGUGACAUUGCCCCCCUGCAGGACAUCUGCCGCCUGGCCUCUCAAUACGGUGCCCUGGUCUUCGUGGAUGAGUGCCACGCCACUGGCUUCCUGGGGCCCACAGGACGGGGCACAGAUGAGCUGCUGGGCGUGAUGGACCAGGUCACCGUCAUCAACUCCACUCUGGGGAAGGCGCUGGGGGGAGCAGCAGGGGGCUACACCACAGGGCCUGAGGCCCUGGUGUCCCUCCUCCGGCAGCGUGCCCGGCCCUAUCUGUUCUCCAACAGCCUGCCACCUGCUGUUGUUGGCUGCGCCUCCAAGGCUUUGGAUCUGCUCAUGGACGACAACAGCACUCUCAUCCCGUCUAUUGCUGCCAAAACGCACCGGUUCCGUAGUAAGAUGCAGGCUGCCGGCUUUACCAUCGCGGGAGCCGAUCACCCCAUCUGCCCUGUCAUGCUGGGGGAUGCUCGACUGGCUUCCGGCAUGGCGGAUGACAUGUUAAAGAGAGGUAUCUUUGUCAUUGGAUUUAGCUACCCGGUGGUCCCAAAGGGCAAGGCCCGAAUCCGGGUACAAAUCUCAACUGUGCACACUGAGGAGGACAUUGACCGCUGUGUGGAAGCCUUCGUGGAGGUGGGGCGGCUGCAUGGCGUGGUGCCCUGAGCCCUGGGUGGGCACCAGCAGAGCCAGGAUCUCUGCUACCUCCGGGACAAGGAAGGCUUUUUGGUCAGGUUCCGUGGCUGGACUUGUCUCGGGAGAGGCUUGAGCGUGUGGCCGUGACAGUUUGAAACAACAGUGUGAAAAUGGCUGUGA
Molecule: messenger RNA, 1416 nt
Organism: Dipodomys ordii (Ord's kangaroo rat)
Lineage: Eukaryota; Metazoa; Chordata; Mammalia; Rodentia; Heteromyidae
Gene: Gcat
Product: glycine C-acetyltransferase
Exons: 9
Coding region: 4-1266 (420 amino acids)
Biological process (GO): biosynthetic process; L-threonine catabolic process
Molecular function (GO): glycine C-acetyltransferase activity; pyridoxal phosphate binding
Source: RefSeq, a predicted model, not a curated record